AUAUGUUCAUAUACAAUUAAAGAAGAAGAUAAAAUGACGAAUGUCAAAAAAUUUGUGUUUACGUUUUGAAAAUGGAGUAGUUGCGUGAAGAAGGAAAGUAGUUAUAGUAAUAAAUUCGCAGUAAAAUGGCCAACGAGCCCCAGACCCGUGUAAUGCAAGAUGGUUCAGACAACUCGAAAAAAACCAUACUGAAUUUGUUUCCCAAACAAAGCGACUGUUCCUAUGUUUCAUGUUACUGUGAGGAAAAUAUUUAUAAAUUGGCAGAAGUAGUCAACAAAAUCUACUGCAAUGAAAUAAAUAAGUGUUUCGUUGUUUUCAUAUCAAACCCAAGCAGAACCGUGCCAUUGUGGCGACAGCGAGCUGGCAAAGACGAGGACCGUUUGGUUAUUUGGGACUACCACGUAAUUUUUCUUUACCAUCCAGAACCGGAAAAGUGUUUGGUGUACGACCUCGACUCAGAAUUACCGUUUCCGACCUAUGUUCACAAAUAUGUUACUGAGACAUUUCGGACGGACCAUAUUUUAAAACCGGAUUAUUUUAGAUACUUUCGAGUUAUUCCGGCGGUAGAAUUUAUAAAGGAGUUUGCAUCUGACAGGAGACAUAUGAAACGACCUGACGGUUCUUGGAUAAAACCUCCACCAAAUUACCCAGCAAUAACAUCCUCCAGCAACACCCACAACUUGGAAGAAUAUAUUCAAAUGGACAUUGGCAAAGGCCCAGGGCAAGUUCUAAAUCUGUCACAGUUUGUGCAGAGAUUUUACAAAUCCGUGACAUAAUUUAUUGAUGGGUAUGGAUCGGGAAAGCUGACAAUUUUUUCGCUGCUCCCUCUCAGGAGCUUUUUUGUCGGGAAACAUUUGGUAACUCCUAAUUCUUACCAAACGACCAUUAUUUCAUGAAUUCUGCGCUUAUGACUCUAAUACUGCAGUUGAUGUUGCACACUUUCGGUCUUGUCAUUCUGAAGCAAUGCUAUUUAUUCUGAGUGUAAUUAAGUUGAACAUAAACAAUGGAAAUGUGAUUUUUCAACUUAUUUUAGAAUUUACAAUAAAUAUAUCAUAGAUAAAGGACAUUCUCUUACUUGGUUUAACAGAAAUUAAUACUACGCCUGAAUUUUAUUCCUAAAAUAAGCUGAAAAUACAAGCCAUACACAUAAUUAAACUGUAAUCCUUGGAAAAUAUGAUAUAUCAGUUUUUUGUAAAGUUUUGAUGAUGUAAAAUGCAAUCAGUUUUUAAAUAAUACUGUUCGUGAUGUUUACCCAUUUUUUAUGAAGUUUAAGGCUGCUACCAGUGGAUGUAAUAAAUAAAUUGGAUACUGCCCCCUCCCUCCUCAUCUAUUUAUUGUCUGCUUGGGUUACCUUGAAUUGUAAAGUCCAAUUUUGGACAUUCAUAGAUG
Molecule: messenger RNA, 1389 nt
Organism: Cylas formicarius (sweet potato weevil)
Lineage: Eukaryota; Metazoa; Arthropoda; Insecta; Coleoptera; Brentidae
Gene: tun
Product: protein N-terminal glutamine amidohydrolase
Exons: 5
Coding region: 126-776 (216 amino acids)
Cellular component (GO): cytosol; nucleus
Molecular function (GO): protein-N-terminal glutamine amidohydrolase activity; protein-N-terminal asparagine amidohydrolase activity
Source: RefSeq, a predicted model, not a curated record